This is a messenger RNA of Phlebotomus argentipes, 811 nucleotides long. RefSeq names its product large ribosomal subunit protein uL14m (gene mRpL14). Bases 82 to 552 code for a protein of 156 amino acids. Gene Ontology annotation, biological process: translation. NCBI's taxonomy places the organism in Eukaryota, Metazoa, Arthropoda, Insecta, Diptera, Psychodidae. Gene Ontology annotation, cellular component: mitochondrion; ribosome. Gene Ontology annotation, molecular function: structural constituent of ribosome. The transcript is spliced from 2 exons. The record is from RefSeq and is a predicted model, not a curated record.
AGAGCUAUCUAGACAAGAUUAGAGGAAACACGUGUGACAUUUGAGAGAGAACAAAACAUAACCACAGCAUUAUCAGCGAAGAUGUUAGGAAACUUCACGCGCCUCCCUCGGCUACUGAAUUCCCCGACAGUUCGAGCGACAAGCGCUCAAUUCCACACUUCGCCGGUGAGCAAUGAGAUCCGGAAGCUGGCACGACUCCGAGUGGUGGACAACAGUGAAAUAGGCAAAGCGGCAAUGAUAGAGGGAAGGCCCCCAUAUUGUAUCCACGUGUAUAACAAGCGAAGCGUGGGCCUGAUUGGUGACAAAGUCCUCGUGGCCAUCAAAGGGCAGAUGAAGAAGGCAAUUCUCGUGGGUCUGAAGCAGAAACAGAAGAUAAAAGUGCCCAAAUUCGAUACCAACAACAUCGUCCUGAUUGAUGACAACGGAACUCCUCUAGGAACUCGCAUUCAUGUGCCCAUCCCGACAAUUCUGAGGACAAUUCUGAAAGAGAAAACCCACAAUAAGGGAGCGGAUUACACGAAACUCCUUGCCAUUGCGACGAGGUUCGUCUGAAGGAUAUCAUCAUCAUUAGCCUAGCGCAUCGUUAUAGUCUUGUACAAAAGAAAGGGAAGAAAAACAUAAACAAAUUUAGAAAAAAAAAACAUUAAUUGAAUGUUUUGAUUUUAUCAAGGGGUUUCUUAUUUGAAAUUUUAGAGAUAAUUUAGCAAAAAGAUCUCAUUGAAAGAAUCAAGUCUAGGCUUGAUAAGCGAUAAAAGCACGGAAAAAUUAUGAUGAGAAAAUUACACUAAUUUAGAAAAGACCAUUUGGACAC